UUUAAGCCAACAUAAGUUACGAUUAUUUCUGGUAGUUCUGCGUACUGCACGUGUACGGUAUGGUACGGUUUGACCAAACGACUCAAACAAAUAGCGAUGGUUUGAUUGCUUGACCACCGUUGUCCAGAUUUUUCAGUAAGUAGGUAUUUCACAUUUCAUAAAGCCAGACUGUUAUUACUCUGAUGUAAGAACCUUAUGAAUCUCAGAAGAACAACCGUGUAAUACUCCAUGCCCGCUCGAAGAAUAUCUGAGAACCAUUGACGUUUUAUUUGCCACUUUCAUGUUUUUAUCUAUUUUGGAGCUAUUUUGUAUACUUACCUAUGGUUUUUAUGUUAAUUACAUUUCCCAUCUUUAUUAUUAAAUUAAUUAGACUCUAAUGAAUGAAAAAUAUGCAGAGUAUCAACUUUAAUGAGCAAGAACCGAGUGAACCAGUGAUCUAUAUAAACCCUGACCAACAUUCAGAAUCUGAACUGACUACCGUUAUUAAUAAAACCACAAAAGAUGACCAGAACAAUGAAGAAAAGCUGCAAGAGGUUGUUAUAUCAUCAGAAAAGAAUGAAAAGGUUGGACCAACUCAGAGUAAAAUGCAAGAAAAAGAUGAAUUCCAAAGUCAUAAAGCACAAAAAGGCAUCUUUGCAGUAAGAUAUAAUGUGUACUUCCAUCCAUAUCCCGGUGGACCGAGUGAUUAUGGUGGGGAACCCCUAAACUAUACCCCGGAGGACAGAAAUGGUUUUGUUCUGAAGGUGAUGUUGGUUGUGUUCGUAAUGCUGUUGAUCACUGGAAUGAUAUGCGUUGGUAUUUACAUAUCCCCAGCACGAGAUUAUAUGAGGCGAAGUAUUCUAGGCAUAAUUUGUUUGAUCGCCGGAACAGUAUUGUACCUGAUCGUUUUUUACGCAUUUGCUUGUUCGGAAUGCUCACGGUAUCCUCCCAUGAACUAUGUCAUGAUAGUCUUGAUUGUGGUGGCAUUGACCAUGGUGUCUGCGCCAAUAGUAUGCAUGUACAGCCUGCCCGCCAUCAUGUAUGCGUUCAUAGCGACCGCGUGUGUUGUGUUAGUGUGUGUGGGCCUCGCUUGCACUAAUGUAGACUUCACAAAGUGUAUUAUAGUCGUGGUGGUGGCUUCCAUCGCUCUGUGCAUGGCCGGUUUUGCUUUGAUGAUCGCCAGAUUCGUAUUAAAACAACGAUUGACCGUUCUAAAUAUGAUUUUGCUGGCUUGUCAAGUGCUUGUUUCGUCUCUUGCAUUAAUAAUAGAACUACAGAUGAUACUUGGUGGGAAAAGCGUCGAACUUACGACCGACGAGUGGGCAUAUGCAGCGUACAUGCUAUACACGAGCGUAGUCAACAUUUUCCUAAAAUUACUUAUGCUCAUUGGUGGGUUGACGGGUGAUUCAGGAUAAAAGGUACGGAGGAUCUGUGCCGCGAUUGGGGAAGGGGAAAUGUUUUACAGUUACAGCUAUUCAGAAGGUACUAAUUUUAAAAUUAACACUGUCAGAACUUAAAAUUGUUUGGUGAAAAUCGACUGGCGGCGUAGUUUUGUCAUUUUGCAUAUUACAAAUUUGACUUGUUAGCGUGCGAAUAAUUAAAUUUUUUGUCUUCUCAAUC
This is a messenger RNA of Plutella xylostella (diamondback moth), 1599 nucleotides long. Its product is annotated as protein lifeguard 1. The record is from RefSeq and is a predicted model, not a curated record. NCBI's taxonomy places the organism in Eukaryota, Metazoa, Arthropoda, Insecta, Lepidoptera, Plutellidae. Gene Ontology annotation, cellular component: endoplasmic reticulum; membrane; Golgi apparatus. Gene Ontology annotation, biological process: negative regulation of apoptotic signaling pathway.